Molecule: messenger RNA, 1248 nt
Organism: Gadus chalcogrammus (walleye pollock)
Lineage: Eukaryota; Metazoa; Chordata; Actinopteri; Gadiformes; Gadidae
Product: protein SREK1IP1-like
Exons: 2
Coding region: 436-975 (179 amino acids)
Source: RefSeq, a predicted model, not a curated record
AACAUUUCCUGUUCCUGGUAUUCCGAGCACUGUUGCCACGACAACUGUUCUUCCCUUUUUGGUUCCCUGUGUGUUUACACAGUGACUGGCUCGUAUCUCAACUAUUUUGAUGUGUGGGGGUAAAAGGCUUUUGAUAAAAAAGAAUGGACAGAAGGUGAUAUUUUAUGCCUCCAUUUGAAAGCGGAACGAGGUGCUGGUCGCCGGGUUCGAAGACUUCCCCCACAGAGCCGGCAGGAAGCCACCACUUCUGCUGCCAUCCCUUCAGCUGACAGGGGAGUCAGAGACGGCAGGAAGCCACCGCUGCCAUCCCUUCAGCUGACAGGGGAGUCAGCAACACAUUCUCACUCCGAGCGCGUCGAUAUUUGACGAACGGUCAGUGACUUUGGCUUCAGCCUCUGACGCAAAAGGGUAUCCUUGUGCUUCUUUUUUCGACGCAUGGGGUUUUCAACUCGUUACAAUGUAGGCCUCCCUCCACGGCAAUAUAGGGAGAGGACCAAGGACAAGAGCCGAGAGCGGGCGAGGGAGAGGGACGGGGAGACGAAGAAGAAGCACAGCCACAGCAAGAACCACGAGGAGCGCAAGGAGAGGAAGAAGCAGGAGCGGGAGAAGAGGGCCGAUAUGGCCUUCUCCUCCUCCUCCUCCCCCGCCCUGUCCUCCCACGCCGGCUCCGGCCACCGCAAGCGCCACAAGGAGGGCAAGAGCCACAAGGAGAAGGGCCGGCGGAUCCUCGGAGACCUGGACCUCCAGAGCAAGGAGCAGCGCGAGAAGAACCGCUCGCACGACAAGAAGAAGCAACGCAAGGACACGACGGCCGGCUCCGCCAGCGAGGGGGAGCCCGGCGAGUGGAAGUCCAGGGGCGAGGCGCCCUCCUCCUCUUCCUCCUCGUCGCCGAGCCGCCUGGACCCCGAGGCGGAGACGUCCAGGGGUCCAUGUAUUGCCGUAGGCCUCCCUCCACGGCAAUAUAUGAAGCUAUGACUAUGAGCAUUCAUCCCAUUGGCUAACGGGGGACCCGAUGGCUGCACAUAGAGACGCUACGAGCAUUAAUCUAAUUUGCUAACGGAGGACCUUGUGCUUCUUUUUUCGACUACAGAGUGGCGGAGGGAUGACGUAUGUUGGCCAACCCGGAAGUGAGCGUCGCCCUGGGUUCCCUUGACAUCAAGCCAACGGCUUUUUCCAUUGGAUUUUGGAUGAUUGCAUUUUGCAUUUUUGAAGCACCUCCUCAAAAACUGACAAUAAAUAAAAAGAACA